Messenger RNA from Neodiprion fabricii, 936 nucleotides. Its product is annotated as trypsin-3-like. Gene Ontology annotation, biological process: proteolysis. Gene Ontology annotation, molecular function: serine-type endopeptidase activity. The record is from RefSeq and is a predicted model, not a curated record. Lineage: Eukaryota; Metazoa; Arthropoda; Insecta; Hymenoptera; Diprionidae. The transcript is spliced from 2 exons. Bases 47 to 829 code for a protein of 260 amino acids.
CAGUUUCAAGCUUCUAAUUUACACAAACAGUAAACUCGACUCGAAAAUGAUCAAGUUUACUGUUUUAUUCGCCUUGGCAGCUGCCACAGUCGGUGCAGUUCCUCUGCUCCGUACACGCGAGGUGAACCCGACCCAUCGCAUAGUCGGUGGAGCGGCGACGACCAUCGAAGAGACGCCUUACCAGGUUUCGGUUCGCGCUUUGGGGACCCACUGGUGCGGUGGUAGCAUAAUCUCUGAGACCUGGAUCCUUACCGCCGCCGAAUGCAUGCCCUUCCCGUGGACCUGGUACACGGUCCGCUCAGGAUCCCAGCUCUCCAACAGUGGUGGCACCAUCCACCAGGCUGCAGCAACCAUUCUGCACCCGAGCUUUGGCUCGAACGCCUACUGGCACCCCGUGAACGACAUCGCCCUCAUCCAGCUGAGCACCAGCAUCGUCUUCGAUUCCACUCAGGCCGCCAUCUCGCUCUACGACCUGAGCGAACAAACAGUCAUUGGUGCCCCCGCCAUAGUCACCGGAUGGGGAGCGACCUCCAAUCACGGCGCCUACUCUUCCACCCUCCAGGCUAUCGCCGUGCCCAUCAUCUCGCAGGAUGAUUGCAACGAAGCAUACGCCAGUAUCGGAGGGAUUGAGGAAAACCACAUAUGUGCCGCUUGGGACGAAGGUGGUCUGGGAGCUUGUCAAGGCGACACCGGUAGCCCCGUUGCCGUUCAUGGACGCCAAGCAGGUAUCGUUUCCUGGACAUUCCAAUGCGGCGCUGUCGGAUUCCCAGGCGUCUAUACCGAAGUCGCUGCCUACCGAACCUGGAUCACCGAGACCUCUGGAGUCUAAAAAUCGACGUUGGAGUUUCGUGAUCGAAAACUGAAUUGUUUGUGAACACGUUAGUUUUAGGCAUGACCUUGAAAUGUUGAAUAAAUACACAGCGAUCGGAACGUAAA